Molecule: messenger RNA, 5015 nt
Organism: Colias croceus (clouded yellow)
Lineage: Eukaryota; Metazoa; Arthropoda; Insecta; Lepidoptera; Pieridae
Gene: ATP8B
Product: probable phospholipid-transporting ATPase IM
Exons: 25
Coding region: 443-4222 (1259 amino acids)
Biological process (GO): Golgi organization; phospholipid translocation
Cellular component (GO): plasma membrane
Molecular function (GO): magnesium ion binding; ATPase-coupled intramembrane lipid carrier activity; ATP binding
Source: RefSeq, a predicted model, not a curated record
AGUCAGUUUGUAUCCGUGUGUGAAAUAAUAUAAUUCUCAAUUUCUAAGCGUUGUGGAUUUUAAUUGUUUUUCGGCUAAAAACUGUGUUGAAAUAGUAGUGAUAAGUGUAUUUUGCAGAAGAGGUUAAUCCAAUUUUAAUUAUCAGUAGUUAUAAUGGCAAAACCGAUUUGCUCCCUACAUCCUAAUCUUCAACAUUUCUAGAGGCUUCAGCUCCGAAGGUGAAGUGCAUAUUCGGACCGCAGGAUGCCGAUCGCACCGCGCGGCCCUCCGCACACCUCGGUACCGCCUCCUCGCCAACGACUCCAUAAGAGACCUAUCUUAACCCUCAAGUGUCCUUAGUUAUUGUAAAGUGUAAAUUUUGUACGCCUCUUUUACACCGACCUAAUAAAUUUAAGUAGUUAAACACCGUGCUAGUGUUUAAGUGUCGCGCGCGAGUGUGUAUAUGUGUGUCGAUGGUGCGGCCGACAUGGGAAAAUCCUCGGCGAGAACACAUGGCCAAGAGAAUGAACGAAGAAUCAAAGCGAACAACAGAGAGUACAACGCGCAGUUCCGCUAUGCCAACAAUUACAUCAAGACGUCGAAGUACUCGAUAAUAACAUUCCUGCCAUUGAAUCUCCUGGAGCAGUUCCAGCGGCUCGCGAACUUCUACUUCCUGUGCCUGCUGGUGCUACAGCUGAUCCCAGCUAUCUCGUCACUGACGCCCAUCACAACUGCCAUACCGCUGAUCGGUGUGCUUGCUCUCACUGCCGUUAAAGACGCUUACGACGAUUUUCAACGGCACCAGAACGAUUCGCAAGUGAACCACAGGCGAGCGAAGACCCUCAGGAAUGGGAAGCUCGUGGAGGAGAAAUGGGCGUCUGUUCAGGUGGGAGACGUCAUACGGCUGGAGAACGACCAGUUCGUCGCCGCCGAUAUACUGCUGCUUAGCAGCUCGGAGCCCAACGGCCUCUGCUACAUCGAGACGGCCGAGUUGGAUGGGGAGACAAACCUGAAAUGUCGUCAGUGCCUUCUGGAGACAGCUGCGAUGGGACAGGACGACGCACAACUGGGCGCGUUCGACGGCGAGAUCGUCUGCGAAACGCCCAACAAUCUACUUAAUAAGUUUGAUGGUACGCUAAGCUGGCGCGAACAGCACUUCUCGCUGGACAACGACAAGAUCCUGCUGCGCGGGUGCGUGCUGCGCAACACGUCGUGGUGCUACGGCGUCGUCGUGUUCGCCGGCAAGGACACCAAGCUGAUGCAGAACUCGGGCAAGACCAAGUUCAAGCGCACUAGCAUAGAUAGGCUACUCAAUUUUCUUAUUAUAGGGAUAGUGCUGUUCCUGCUGUCGAUGUGCGUGUUCUGCACGGUGGCGUGCGGCAUCUGGGAGUGGGUGGUGGGCCGCUACUUCCAGGUGUACCUGCCGUGGGACACGCUCGUGCCCGCCGAGCCGGCGCCCGGCGCGGCCGUCAUCGCGAUACUCGUGUUCUUCUCGUACGCGAUCGUGAUGAACACCGUCGUGCCUAUAUCGCUCUAUGUGUCCGUCGAGGUAAUAAGAUUUGCGCAGAGUUUUCUAAUAAACUGGGAUGAAAAGAUGUAUUAUGAGAAGACUGGGACCGCCGCCAAGGCGCGCACCACGACACUCAACGAGGAACUAGGUCAAAUCCAAUACAUUUUUUCGGACAAGACGGGUACGCUUACACAAAACAUAAUGACGUUCAACAAAUGUUCGAUAGCCGGAGUGUGUUACGGAGACGUCGUGGACGAACACACGGGAGAAACCAUCGAACUUACAGACAGCACAGAACCUCUGGAUUUUUCUGACAAUCCCGAGUACGAGCCGGAAUUCAAAUUCUUCGAUUCGAAGCUAUUGAAAGCAGUGAAACAAAGGGAUUCUAAUGUUCAUGAUUUUUUUCGUCUCCUUGCGCUAUGUCAUACUGUGAUGCCGGAACAAAAGAAUGGACGUCUCGAAUAUCAAGCCCAAUCGCCAGACGAAGCGGCGCUAGUGUCAGCCGCGAGGAAUUUCGGUUUUGUGUUCAGAGAGCGGUCGCCUAAUACUAUUACUAUAGAAGUUAUGGGUAAAACAGAGGUGUACGAGUUGUUGUGUAUAUUAGAUUUUAAUAAUGUAAGGAAGAGAAUGUCAGUGAUAUUGAAGAAGGAUGGUGAAAUUAGGUUAUAUACUAAAGGUGCUGAUAAUGUUAUCUACGACAGGUUAAAAAGUAAUUGUCAAGAUGAAGUUAAAUCUAAAACACAGGAGCAUUUAAAUAAGUUCGCGGGCGAGGGUCUCCGCACGCUGGCGCUGGCGUGGCGGCCGCUGGAGGAGCGCGGCUUCGCGGAGUGGAAGCGCCGCCACCAGGCCGCCGCGCUCGCGCUGCACGACCGCGACGAGCGCCUCGACGCCAUCUACGAGGAGAUCGAGACCGACCUGCUGCUCAUGGGCGUGACAGCGAUAGAAGACAAGUUACAAGAUGGUGUGCCAGAAACGAUAGCAAACCUUAGCAUGGCUGGAAUCAAAAUAUGGGUGUUGACUGGAGAUAAACAAGAAACGGCGAUAAACAUCGGCUACUCGUGCCAACUACUCACGGACGACAUGGCGGAGGUGUUCGUGAUAGACGGCGCGUCGCACGACGACGUCGACCGUCAGCUCGCCAAGUGCAGGGAUUCCAUACGCGUCGUCAACACUUUCCUGCCGCAUGGCAGCACGGAUCCAAAGAGCCGCGCGGCGAACGGCGCGGGCGCGCGCGCGUCGCCCGGCCGCGCCGCCAACGUGAAGCUGAACGCGCCCGCCGUGUCCGUCGUCACAUUUAGGUGGGGGCUCGCGCAAAGCAACGAGUACGCACACGGUGGCGCGGGCAGUGCGGACACGCACGAGCACAACAACGAUGACUCCAAUGGGUUUGCGAUCGUUGUCAAUGGACACUCGCUUGUACACUGCUUGCAUCCAAAGCUGGAAGAAAAGUUUCUAGACGUUGUGUUACAAUGUCGAUCGGUGAUCUGCUGCCGAGUAACGCCUCUACAGAAGGCCAUGGUGGUGGAACUGAUCAAGAAGAGCCGCAGAGCUGUCACACUCGCUAUUGGAGACGGAGCUAAUGAUGUCUCUAUGAUUAAAGCCGCCCAUAUCGGUGUCGGAAUAUCCGGCCAAGAGGGAAUGCAAGCGGUACUAGCGUCGGACUACUCGAUAGCGCAGUUCCGAUUCUUACAGCGACUACUGUUGGUGCACGGCCGGUGGUCGUACUACAGGAUGUGCAAGUUCUUGAGAUACUUCUUCUACAAGAACUUUGCGUUCACCGUGUGCCACUUUUGGUUCGCGUUUUUCUGUGGAUUUAGCGCUCAGACGGUGUUCGACGAGAUGUUCAUAUCGGUGUACAACCUGUUCUACACGUCGCUGCCCGUGUUGGCGCUCGGCGUGUUCGAGCAGGACGUGUCCGACGCGACCUCGCUGCAGUUCCCCAAGCUGUAUGCGCCGGGACAUACAAGCGAACUGUUCAAUAAGACGGAGUUCAUAAAGUCCACGCUGCACGGGUGUUUCACAUCGCUCGUGCUGUUUCUCAUUCCUUAUGGUACUUACAAAGAUGGAUUAGCGCCUGAUGGCAAAAUCCUAUCAGAUCACAUGUUGCUGGGAAGUGUCGUAGCUACGAUAUUAAUUAUAGACAAUACGACCCAAAUAGCGCUAGACACGACGUACUGGACGGCGUUCAAUCACAUCACGAUCUGGGGCUCGCUGGUGUCGUACUUCGUUCUGGACUACUUCUACAACUACGUGAUCGGCGGGCCCUAUGUCGGCUCGCUCACCGUUGCACUCACGCAGGCCACCUUCUGGUUCACGGCUGUACUUACUAUGAUGAUCCUGAUGGUGCCGGUGGUGUCGUGGCGGCUGGCGUGGUCGCGGCGGCGGCCCACGCUGGCGGAGCGGCUGCGCGCGCGCACGCGUUGGCGCCGCUCGGCCGCCGCGCCCGCGCCGCGCACGCCGUCCGCCCGCCGCGCGCGCCGCUCCGUGCGCUCGGGCUACGCGUUCGCGCACCAGGAGGGCUUCGGCCGCCUCAUCACCUCGGGCAAGAUCAUGCGCCGCAUCCCGCACGCCGACGCGGCGCUGUCCGCGCUGGCGUCGCUACCGGGCAAGUUCCACCCGCGGCCCUCCACGCCGCCGCCGUCCCCGCCCUCGCCCGCGCCGCCCUCCCCCUCGCCGCCCUCCCCGCCCUCGCCCCGCGCGCCCAAGCAGGACCUCGACUCGGUGGACUUAUGAGUGCCCCCAAGUGUCAGUAUUCGAAGCGAUCUCGCGGCGCCGCCGUCCCGGCCGGUGUUCUUUAAAAGACGAAGCGAUGUUUGUAAAUAGAGCGAGUUACAAACCGUAAUUUUUAAUAGACGGCAUAAUGUCGUCGAAACUCAUAUUGUGAUAAUGUUAAUAGUUAAAGGAUUCGUAUUAUAUUAUUGCCUAUAUUAAAUUAUAUUUGUUGAUCGAGAGUAUAUAUUGAUAGAUAUUUAUUAUGGUACGUACUAAGAUUACUCUUUUAUAUCGGAAGAUCGUAGCCGUUCCCCAUUGUUCCUUUGUGUAGACGACGUAGUUUCGUUAAGCGCGACCCAUCGAUUAGUUUUUGUUAGAUCGUCAACGUCGAAUGAAACAGUAUCGAAAAUUAUAUUUAAGUGAUCGUGAAAUUGUUACCAAAAUCGACGUAUUUUUUGUUUUCUUAUGUAUUUAGGCCCAGCCUUUCGGUUAAACCUUAGUCAUUUUUAGUUUGUUAGUUCACUCCUGAGCUUAAUGUUUUGUAUGCUUUUUAAUUAUUGUCGUCUGUGUCUGGAUCUUAGUAAAAUGUGCAUUUAAAAUAUCGUCAAUGUAGUGUGUAGUUAAGGUAGGAACACAUGAAUUAUGAUUGCUGUUAUUUAAAAUAAACUAAAUUUAUUUCUAACAAUGACUGCUUUUGCGUUGAAAUGUAUAAUGUUUGUGUGUGCGAUGUGUCAUGUGUCCCUUUAACUACAUACAAGUGCGAUCGAUAUUUGCUUUGGUAUCAAUCUUUUUUAAUAAAAGUUACUCUCUUAAA